This is a messenger RNA of Candoia aspera, 2459 nucleotides long. It is a transcript of the gene IL18RAP, whose product is annotated as interleukin 18 receptor accessory protein. Bases 118 to 1833 code for a protein of 571 amino acids. Lineage: Eukaryota; Metazoa; Chordata; Lepidosauria; Squamata; Candoiidae. The transcript is spliced from 10 exons. Gene Ontology annotation, molecular function: interleukin-1 receptor activity; interleukin-18 receptor activity. The record is from RefSeq and is a predicted model, not a curated record. Gene Ontology annotation, biological process: interleukin-18-mediated signaling pathway.
AGGUUACUUUCGUUGUUUGAUUGUUUCAUAGUUAUGAAAAAAGUUUUAAGGAUGAUGCCUGCCGUGGGAGCUGACUACCAAAGAUUCAACACUGCAGAAAUGAAAUCUUAGAGGACAAUGGUGCUUUUUUUCUGGUGCUUUCUAUUGUUCAUGACAAGAGCAGAAACUGGUGACAUGACUAUUACUGAAUGCCUUAGAAAGCAUACUGAUGUGAGGUAUAGGGCCAUCACCAACCAGAAAUUUGUUGUAUCAUGUGACCUACCAUCUGAAGACACCACAUCAAUUUACAACCAUUCUCUUCUUAAUGAAAACCAGGUGAAGUGGUUCUGGCAAUCCAGUGAUGGAGGAGCCAAUAUGAUUCUCAGUAAUAAAACCACCAAUCUUACUCCUUGGGGAAACUCACUUUGGUUUAACCCAAUAAAAGCUGAACAUUCUGGAAUAUACAUCUGUAUGAAAAGGGAUAACGUAUCACCAUGUGUCAAGAUUUUAGUAGCUGUUCAAACAAAAGUUAUGGCUAAUUGUUCAGAUUACGAUGGAAAUGACAUUUACCUAUUUGUGGAGGAAGGAAGAUCUAUUGGUUGCCCGGGGAAAAGUUGUUACUCUAAUUUUCCACAAUCUUCAGUAAAAUGGUACAAGAAUGGAAUACAAGUAAAACUUCAAAAGAAAAGACCGGGCUUACAAUUCCUCCAUGAUAAACUGAAGUUGCGUUCUGUGUAUGAUAAAGAUAAUGGUACUUAUACAUGUGAUUACAUGUUGACUGACUACAAUAUGCAAUGGAAAAUGAGAACAAUAGUAAAUGUGCACGUUAUAUCAGAAGACACUAUUCAUCCUCCAAAGGUUUUGAAUCCCAGUGGUGGGACAACCCUUGAAGUAGAAAUUGGUCAACCGAUUGAUCUUGAAUGCAAAGUGCAAUUUGGUUUUGAAAGGAAACCUUCCUCUUCACUACAGUGGUACCGAGAAACCAGUAAAAGCAAGCAACUGAUACAGCAAAAGAGGUAUCAUCCACAGGGACCGGAAGGGCGAACCUUUACUCUUACCUUCAAACUGAUAAAAGUAACAGAAGAAGAUUUAAACAGCCACUUCAUCUGCUUGGCUCAGAACUCUAUUGGGAAUGCCACUGGAGUGAUCAAACUUAAGAGGCAAACAGAAAAAGCAAUGCAUUUCUUGCUUACUUUGUGUUGCACCAUUAUAACACUACUUGGAGUAGUUUCAGGAGGACUGCUGGUUUAUAAGCACUGGAUUGAACUAGUACUGUUCUAUCGGAAUUACCUAGCCAAAGAUGAAACUCUGAAUGAUUGGAAGGAAUUUGAUGCUUUUGUUUCCUAUGCAAAACCAGAGAUCGCUGAAGCCAACCAGGAACUGCACACUGAGGAGCAGCUAGCUCUAGAGUUCCUUCCACUCAUUUUAGAAAAUGACUAUGGAUAUAAGCUAUGUCUCAUGGAAAGAGACAUCCUUCCAGGGGGAGCAUACACCGAAGACAUUGUAAAUGCUAUGAAAAAGAGCAGGCGGGCAAUCAUCAUCUUGAGUCCAAACUACGUUAAGAGUAGCCAGGCUCUCUUUGAACUUGAAGCAGCAAUCAACACUGCCCUGGAAGAUAAAACCAUGAAACCCAUCCUAAUACAGGUUGAGACUUAUCAGGAGCCACAUUCAUUACCUCCUAAGGUGAAGAAAGCCCUCAGGAUCUUGCCCAGGAUUACCUGGAGAACAUCUACCUCUCCUACAGCUAAUAAGCAGUUCUGGAAGAAAUUACGGUAUCACUUGCCAGUGAAACAUAGCAACAGUGGGGGGGACAAGUGGCCUUCAUUUUCCCCCAGCUCUUGCUGGUGUUGGUGACAGGGAAUGAGGGAGAGAGAAAAAAUGGACGAUCAAGUAGAGAAUGAUAGGGUAGGGGCCAUAGCUCAGUCAUACACAAGCCCCUCCAGCUAUAAAUGAUUAUGAGAUGGUAAAAUUGGGGAUCUGAGAAAGAUUCAUUGGCAUCUUAUUUCAGAGUUUUCUAAUAUGACUGUUUUAACUGAAACUCUGAAAUUUGUAAUUGUGAUCCAUUUUACCAAUUAAGGAAAAAAGUCCAUUGAGGAAAAUCUCAUUCAAAGUAUAUAUUGGAGGAAAUUAGAAAAAUAUGCACAUUAGAUAACAAUUGUGAAAUGAAAUGAGUUUGUUAAGUUACUGAUAUGAAAACAGGAUGAACAACAUUUAUGCAUAGAAAAAUGAGAAGUAUGGAGAAACCAAAUUGGACAAAUUCAGCCAUCUCUAAGUGGGCUUUGUAAGCUACUAGGUCAAUUAGUGAUCAUUCCCAGUUUGCAUUUUAACAACUUUGCAUUUGCUUUUUCACAAACAGUAAUAUAUUAUUAUUAUUUAAUGCAGUAUUUUGCAAUAUUUUGUAAAAUGUGCCCGGGCCUGGGGCCUGAGUGUGUUAAGGGCCCCGUUUCUUAGCUGUAUUAACUACUAUGGCAAUAGUUUUA